CAACAACAAGAAACAAACAACAACAGAAUCAUCUCUGCACAUCAUCUUCUUUUUUUUUGGACAACACACAUCAUCUGCUUAUAACUAUCAAAAGAUGCAAACUCUAAGAAGCUUUAGCACGAGGACAAGAAGCCGUCGUGGAGGCUACGAGAGAGUGAGUGAUGAUUCAACUUUCAGUUUACUCGGAGCAAAGCUAAGAAGAUCAACGAGUGUUCCUUACUACGCACCAUCUAUAAAGCUUGGUGCGGGUGGUGUUCCGACCAUACUCGAGGAGCUACCUCAUCAAAAAUCCAAGAAAGUCAAAGCAACAAGCAAAUUUAGCCACCCUAUUUUUAGCUUUUUAUAUGGGAAGAAGAAGAAGCCGUCGACAACAAGGAAGCCUGAGUUUUCUAGGUAUCUUGAGUAUCUCAAAGAAGGUGGUAUGUGGGAUGCGAGAACUAAUACUCCUGUUAUUUAUUACAAGUAGAUGGUGAUCUUAUGGAAUAUGAAAAAUCAAGUUUUUGUUUAAUUCAGUUGAGUUUUUAUUUUUUUAUUGUUUGGUGAUGAUAUUUGUAUAUUACAAUCGUCAAUUCAUUCAUUUGAUUUAUAAGAAUACAAGUGGUGGAAACAAAGUUGUAUGUUUUGGAGCAAUUUCUAUUCGGACAUGAUACAAAAGUUCCAAAGCAAACAUUAGAUGAAUCAAUACAAUAAGUCCCAAGGUCAGACAGGACUGGUUUGACUAUGUAGGCAUGUGCACUUUAAACGGUUGCCGUUUUUAGGAGGAAGUUUGAAUAGUGAAUGUUUACUAGUUUUGGAC
This is a messenger RNA of Eruca vesicaria subsp. sativa (arugula), 796 nucleotides long. The record is from the annotation of a GenBank genome assembly. Lineage: Eukaryota; Viridiplantae; Streptophyta; Magnoliopsida; Brassicales; Brassicaceae.